AUAAAAUUAAAUAAAAAUAUAAAUCAAAAGUAAAACACUCUCGAUCGAAUUCCAAUUCUCAGAGGACAAAGGAUAGGAGCAGAGCGUUUGGGCAGCCACACAUCAAUAUCCCAAUGGCAGCGACGGUGUCCUCCUCAUCCAUGGCAGCUACCACCGCCUUCCUUCGGCCCGCCAGCGGAACGACACGCCGUUCUGCGUUGCCUUAUCUCCCGCCUCGCUCAUCAUACCAAUCCUUCCGCCCUUCCAUAAAACAUGUGGCAGAGGCCCGCAGGUUCCCUCUCCUUCAGAUUAAAGCUUCUUCAUCAGAAGAAUCCAGUACUGUUGAUGCGGGUGAGCUUUUCACAGACUUGAAAGCUAAGUGGGAUGCACUUGAAAACAAGUCGACAGUGGUUCUCUAUGGAGGUGGGGCCAUAGUUGCUGUUUGGCUAUCAUCAAUCGUUGUGGGAGCCAUCAACUCAGUACCUGUGCUGCCCAAGCUCAUGGAGUUGGUAGGCCUUGGAUAUACUGGAUGGUUUGUUUACAGAUACCUUCUCUUCAAGUCAAGCAGAAAAGAACUAGCAACAGAUAUUGAAGCACUGAAGAAGAAGAUUGCAGGGACUGAAUAAACUCCACAUGAUUGAGCUGCAAAACUUUUCUUCUAGUCGGGAGCAUUCAUCAAGCAAUCUGCAUCCUCGCCCUAAGAUAUAUUGUAUCUUGUAAUGUAAGAUUAGAAACAUAUAUGAAUCGUGCUCUUAUAUUUCUCCGCUUCAUCAUUGUAGUACGGUCGGUAAUAUCUAUGCAGUUUAUGCAGCAAUUACAAUCUUUGCA
This is a messenger RNA of Manihot esculenta (cassava), 807 nucleotides long. RefSeq names its product protein CURVATURE THYLAKOID 1A, chloroplastic. Gene Ontology annotation, cellular component: thylakoid; chloroplast thylakoid membrane. The record is from RefSeq and is a predicted model, not a curated record. NCBI's taxonomy places the organism in Eukaryota, Viridiplantae, Streptophyta, Magnoliopsida, Malpighiales, Euphorbiaceae. Bases 114 to 605 code for a protein of 163 amino acids. The transcript is spliced from 5 exons.